GGGGGUGGGGCUCAGCCAUGUCCGGGGGGGCAGCUGAGGGGGUCCCGGUGGCCUCUGCUCCCCCCCCGGGGACCCCCCCCGGGCGCCCCACGGUUUAUCUGCUGCUGGAGGGACCCAGCCCCCCGGACACCCUCAGGGUGCUCAGCCUCAGCUCCUUGCUGCCUGAGUCUGGCAUUGUUGCUGACAUCGAGUGGGAGCCCCCCCCAGGGGAGGCCACCCCUGAAGACCCCCCCCAUGGCGACCCCCCCCUCCAAACCCCUUCAGGGGGAACCUUUUACAGCCUCAAGAGCCAACCUCUGCCCCCCAGCACGGAGCCGCUGGCCCCCCCCCGGGCUGCCCCCUCCUCCCGGGUGCUGCUCAGGCAGCAGCUGAUGAGGGCCCAGGCCCAGGAGCAGGAGCAGAGGGAGAGAAAGGAGUCCCCUGGGCCCCCCCCAGCACCAGGACCCUCCCCUGCCAUUGCUGUGGGGGCUCCCCCCAACAGGGCCCCCCCACAGGUGCCCCCAGAGGUGCUCAAGGUGCAGACCCACCUGGAGAACCCCACCCGGUACCACCUGCGGGCGGCGCAGCGCCAGCAGCUGCGGAGGUUCCUCAGCCACCAGCAGGGGGCCCCGGGGAGCCCUCGGCAGACACAGCCAGCGGCGGCUCCCCCAAGGAGCUUGAUGAUGUCAUCGAUGACCUCAUCAGCCUGGGUUCCAGCUACGAGCAGCUGCUGCGCCUGGAGCCACACACGGUUCCCACCCCUGGCCCCCCCCCCGGAGGUGUUGCCGCCCCCGCAGGGCAGCAGCUCCUGCCCCCCCCAGCUGCCCAGGGUCAAGGCUGAGCUCUCAGACUCAGAGACCAAAGCUCUGCUGAAGGAGAGGCAGAAGAAAGACAACCACAACCUAAUCGAGCGGCGCCGGAGGUUCAACAUCAACGACAGAAUCAAGGAGCUGGGGACCCUGAUCCCCAAAUCCAGCGACCCGGAGGUUCGGUGGAACAAGGGCAGCAUCCUGAAGGCCUCAGUGGAUUACAUCCGGAGGCUGCAGAGGGAGACUCAGCGCUGGAGGCAGCUGGAGGAGCAGCAGCAGCGCCUCCAGCAGGCCAACCGCAGCCUGCAGCUGCGUGUGCAGGAGCUGGAGCUGCAGGCACAGCUGCAUGGCCUCCCCCUGAGCCCCCCAGCAGCUCCCCUGGCCGAGGGGGGCUGCGAGGAAGCGCCUGGGGGUCCCCCCCCAACCCCCCAGUGCCUCCUGGACCUGGCACUGGGAGAGGACCUGGCCCCAGGGCUGGAGCUGGGGCUGGAGCUGGGGGGGUCUGAGGGGGGGGCUCUGGAUGACAUCCUGAUGGAGGAGGGGGGGCUGCUGUCUCCCCUCGGCCCCCCCGGGCCCCUCCUGGCCUCCCCAGGGCCAUCCAGGGCCUCCUCCCCCCACAGCAGCCUCAGCAUGGAGGAGGAAGCCUGAGCCCUGGCCUUGCCCUUCUGAGGAGCCUUGGGCGUGGCCCUGGGGGCACCCUUUUAAGGACCA
Molecule: messenger RNA, 1499 nt
Organism: Dryobates pubescens (Downy woodpecker)
Lineage: Eukaryota; Metazoa; Chordata; Aves; Piciformes; Picidae
Product: transcription factor E3-like
Biological process (GO): regulation of transcription by RNA polymerase II
Cellular component (GO): nucleus
Molecular function (GO): DNA-binding transcription factor activity, RNA polymerase II-specific; protein dimerization activity; RNA polymerase II cis-regulatory region sequence-specific DNA binding
Source: RefSeq, a predicted model, not a curated record